AUGUUUCGAUGUAUACCUUUGUUCAAAUGUAAUCGCCAAGUGGAAUGUGUAGACAAGCGGCAUUGCUCCUUGCCAACAGUACCUGAAGACAUUUUACGAUAUUCCAGGAGUUUGGAGGAACUUUUUCUAGAUGCAAAUCAUAUACGAGAUUUACCUAAAAAUUUCUUCAGACUUCACCGUCUUAGAAGAUUAGGUUUAAGUGAUAAUGAAAUUCACAAACUUCCGCCUGAUAUACAAAAUUUUGAAAAUUUAGUCGAGUUAGAUGUAUCAAGAAAUGACAUUCCCGAUAUACCUGAGGAUAUUAAGAAACUUCGGGCACUUCAGAUAGCUGAUUUCAGCAGCAAUCCAAUACCUCGUCUGCCGGCUGGUUUCAGUCAGCUGCGGGCGCUCACCGUCCUCGGUCUCAAUGAUAUGUCAUUGACUAGUCUACCCAGCGAUUUCGGCAGCUUAGUAUCUCUCCAAUCUUUGGAGCUGAGAGAAAAUUUGCUCAAGUCAUUACCGGAGUCGUUGAAGAAUCUUACUAAGUUAGAAAGGUUGGAUUUGGGGGAUAACGAGAUCGAAGAAUUGCCUGGUUUUAUCGGUGAGCUACCAGCUUUACAAGAACUAUGGUUGGAUCACAACAAACUACAAAAUCUGCCAUCGGAGAUAGGAAACUUGAAGGCUCUGAUAUGUCUGGACGUCAGCGAGAACAAACUAGAGAGGAUCCCAGAAGAUAUAGGUGGACUUACAUCACUCACAGAUCUUCAUCUAUCCCAGAACAUGUUGGAAACAGUACCGAACGGUAUUGGAGAUUUAUCGAAACUAGCUAUACUUAAACUGGACCAAAAUAGACUUCACACUUUAAACGAAAACGUCGGAAGGUGUACGAGCCUACAGGAAUUAAUUUUGACGGAGAAUUUUUUAACAGAGCUGCCUAAAUCAAUAGGAAAUCUGAACGAAUUGACAGUAUUGAACGUGGAUAGAAAUUCAUUAGGUGAUAUUCCGUUGGAAAUUGGCAAUAUGACUCUCUUGGGAGUUCUGAGUCUUAGAGACAACAAAUUAACCAAAUUGCCAAACGAACUCGGCAACUGCAAGUCACUCCACGUGUUAGACGUCAGUGGGAACAGAUUACAAUACCUGCCUUAUACUCUAGUAAAUCUAGAGUUGAAAGCUGUUUGGUUGUCAGAGAACCAAGCGCAACCCCUACUAACUUUCCAGACGGAUAGAGACGAAACCACAGGCGAAAACGUACUCACGUGCUUCCUACUACCACAACUGAGUUACACGCAACAACCAGAGUUGGAACAUACGUCAGAGGUCGGCAGUGGCACGUGGUUCAGGGAUCACAGGUUUAAUUCCAAUUCACAAGAGCUUUAUAGGAUCGAAGAAGCAAACUAUUCCCGGGACCGGGAUUCGGAUGACGAUUGGGAGGAAAAGGAAGCUUCUAGGACGAUAUCUGUCAAGUUCAAUGAAGAUGUUCCCGAAGCGAAAGAGGUGAAUCACGAGGAUGAAGAGGCUGAUACGUUCUUCGGAGUACAAAUGCUAGGGCUGAAGCGGCCUUUAGAUGUAGUACGAAAGCUAGUUACUACACAGCGGAGAGCAUCACUGCAAAGACUAUCAUCAUCUAUAACAAACCUCUCUGAGACGCCGUUCGUACGUCAGAACACACCUCAUCCGAGGGAGUUGAAGGCAAAGGCUGUCAAGCUGUUCACACGAACACCUGAACAACAGCAGGAGAGAGAGAUAGAGAGAGAGAAGGAGACGGAGAGAGAGAAAGAGAAAGAGAAGAUCAAUGAGAUACCGACAACAAACGGCAUUGUACUAUCACCGCCGGAUACACACGCACCUGAUGUUACCGAGCCAUCCUUAGCGUACGUACACGAAAUAACGAGAGACGAUGAAAGCGAUAGUCAAACAGCUCACGAGAAGGAAUCGUCUGAAGCUGAGAACGAAGACGAAGAUUCAGACGAAUUAGAGGGCUCGGGUCGUCGUGUAGCGUGGGCCGGUGUCCGUGAGCCGCGUGGCGCCGGUCGUCUUCAUCGGCGUGAUACUCCUCAUCAUCUGAAGAACAAACGCGUCAACCAGAUAGAUGCUGGAAGAGCGAGGGAUCUUAUAGCGCAGGCUAUAAAGAAACGAGAUCAACACGAAAUUAAAACAGACGAAGAAGUCACUGACGACGUUCCAGACGGCGAAUCGGUAUCGGAGCGUGCUGACAGCGAAGUACGUAUUGUGAACGAUCAGAAAUGUAUAGAGGUGCGUAUAGCACGGGCGGCUGGUGGUCUGGGUCUCAGUAUAGCUGGAGGAAGAGGAUCCACUCCAUAUGUAGGAGACGACGAUGGCAUCUUCAUAUCAAGAGUCACUCCUAAUGGACCCGCAUAUCUCGCUGGGCUUAGGGUUGGUGAUAAAGUGUUGUCAGUGAAUGGUACGUCAGUGGUGGAUGUCGAUCAUUACUACGCUGUUGAGGUUCUAAAGGCGAGCGGACAGACACUCACUCUAGUUGUUACUAGAGGCUCGCCAACAUCCACUAGAACUCACAGUAGAGCCCCGAGCGGUGCAAGUCAUCACUCAAUAUCCAGCACAACUGAUACUGUAUCUACGUUGGAAAAUGGACAGGUACCCACCGGCCGCGGUAUAUUAUCGAAGCCUCUCAUAAUCAGCAAUCAGUACGCCGAGGAGUUCGAACCGGAGAUGAAGGACACUGUUAGCAAUCAAACAAACAUAGGAUACGGAAACAACUAUCAGAGACUACAGGCCUCACCACCGCCUAUAACACAGCCUUAUGUACCACCAGCGUAUCAACAGAAAGUGUUAGUACAUACGACGUUGAUCCGGGAUGGCACGGGUCUUGGGUUCAGUAUUGCUGGUGGCAAAGGUUCCCCCGCUUAUAGGGAGGACAGUGACGCCAUCUAUGUAUCCCGGAUAAGUCCUCAGGGAGCCGCUGCCAAGGAUGGGAAGAUGUUGGUCGGGGAUAAAGUCGUCUCGAUCAACGGCGUUGAUAUGGAGCAGGCGACUCACGAAACAGCUGUCUCCUUACUGACGGGUCACGAACGUUUCGUGAGACUUGUACUACAACGGACUAUAACACAGGAACAAGGAGAUCUUAUACCUCGAAAGUCAACAUCGGAGGAAAUAAAGGAACAGAAAACGAGCCUACAGAACGUGAACAUCACGCCGACUCAGAAACCCACCGCCAACCACGUGCCACUGAUUGGCAACCACACAGCACCACGCACGAACACACACGCACCGCAACCGAACACGCAGACAAAUACGCAACCACACACACAUACACAGAAACCGUUGAUCACACAGACACACACAUUCGCAGCACCACAACCAGCGCCGAGGAAACUAAGUCAGACUAAUGGAACGGCGAGACCGGCAACUAACAGUACGAGCACGCCUCUAACUCCCGGCGCAAAUAAAAUUCACGCAUCUAGCGACGACGUGUUCGAAGAUAUACAGCAACGGGCGAUCACCAGCGAGGACUUCCAAGCGAUGAUACCGGCGCACUUCCUGGGAGGUGCUAGCGGUGGUAGCGGCGAUGGUGACGCCCGCGUGCGGGUGGUUGUCGAGCGACCCCGGCAACCAGUGUUACCGCCUCCCCCCUCCACCAUCGGCCGCGUCACUGAAACUAUCACCAAGUCGACCUUCACCGAGACGACGGUCACGCGCAUCACUGAUAACAAACUCGUCGAGCCGCUCAUCAUUGAAGAUGUUAUAUUGGUUAAGGACGGUGGAUCUCUUGGGUUCAGUAUAAUCGGUGGUACCGACCACUCCUGUGUGCCGUUUGGUGGCAAAGAACCAGGCAUAUUUAUAUCACAUAUCGUUCCGGGCGGCGUUGCUGCUAGAUCAGGCAAGCUUCGUAUGGGUGACCGUUUGCUUAAAGUGAACGGCACCGAUCUUCCCGGAGCAACACACAGAGACGCUGUGCAGCUCCUACUACAGCCGGGCCCCACACUCACACUCACAGUACGACACGACCCACUACCACUUGGAUUCCAGGGUCUCAUUCAAGUUGAGAUUGUUAACGCAACUGAGUUGACCAUAAUAAAACAAGAGGGUGAAAAACUGGGUAUGCAUAUAAAGGGAGGUUUGAACGGACAACGCGGCAACCCUAAUGAUCCAAAUGAUGAAGGAGUGUUUAUAUCGAAGAUAAAUAGUGGUGGAGCAGCGAGGAGAGACGGCAGACUGAAGGCUGGCAUGCGUCUAUUAGAGGUGAAUGGCAUUUCCCUACUCGGUGCUACACACGCGGAAGCUGUAAACGCCCUAAGAUCUGCGUCAGACGCCCCACUAACACUAGUCGUCUGCCACGGAUAUUCACGUCCGGAGAAGAGUACUACGGGCAGUGAGAGCGGGACGGCUGAUACCGGCGGUUCUCUGUCUCACUCUACCUCCAGUCUGGAUAGAGACGAGUCCUUGCAUCAACAACAGGAACAACAUAUCCGACAAGAUUUAGUGGAGUUUGAACAUGAGAAGCAAGUCGCCGAGGUGAGGGAGAAAUCCACUCCUGAAAAGGUGUUGGACAUAGUGCAUGCUGUGGAAAGUAUCGCCCUUGAUCCUUCACCGCCCACGCCGGAGCCGCAUCAGAAGACCACUACCGUCGUCAUGUCUAAGCACACUCUGCACAACCAGUCGUCUAGUGCGCCGGUUGCGGUGUCACCGUUGGGGGUCACACAACACAAGCCGAAGAGUCCACCCGCUGAUAGUAUGGGAACAUCAAUCGACCCACCGACUAACCCACCGCCAGUCAAACAGAAACCACAAGUGCCUAAGAAGCCACAAAUGAAGCGAGUUAGUUUCACAUCGGAAGCACAAGAUAUGACGAACGAAUCGAACGAGCGAAACAUAACGCAUCUAUCGCAUGAUACAGCCCCGAUGGAUACUACUAACGAUGCAUGUCAGGGAAAUAGCUCUUUACUAAUAAAACAUCGACCCACUAAAAUUGUGAAUGAAACAAAAUCAAGUAUCGUACGCCCCGAAGAAUUUAUCAUACCACCUCCGCCUUUAUUCGCGACUAAAGUAAGUUUAAGUCAUUUAGUACAUAAGGCGGGACCUCAGCUAGACGCCCCCCUCAUCACUGUUGUCCCUGAGAGAGUAGUUCUGCCAGAACCUAUAGUUGCCGAAACAACUGUGCAGUCCAGUAACUCAACCAACUCACCAGAAACAGAAUUCCCUCCCCCCGUCAACUACAAUGCGCAUCCGAUUUUAGAUAGUUCUUUAAGAUUAGAUAGGGAUCCUCUUGCAGCACCAAUAUUUUCUGAAGUGCCUUCACCUCAAGUCUUCCGUAAUAAAUUACCGUCUAACGAGAGUAGUGAAUACUUUGAAGAAUUAUCAGUUAGUCCUGUAGGAGAGCCAGAGCCACCGGAAUUGUUGCAUGCUCAAUACAAAACUCUUCCUUCUGUAUCACACGUACCGAAUUCACCUUGCUACUUGCAUCCUAUGAGAGGUCAGUUCGAUGACUCAGAUGCUAAUAACUAUUCUUUGCGCGACUUACGAGUUAAGAACAUAUCACCGAACAUGGUCCAUUCUGUAACUUAUCCUCCUUGUAAUCCAUACCCGUCUUUAACGACGGUCGCGGGUACAUUCAAUCCAUAUACUUGCACGGUCCCAUCGAGGGCAUCUAGCGAUGAAUCCUUCUCGCCAUCAAAACCGCAACUGUCACCGUCAUUAAUUAGUUCAGUAGGAAAAGAUAUUAACGCUAAUGUCACACAACUCGUUACGAUUAAAGAGGAAGAUGCUCCUAAAAGUGUUCAAAUAGAAAGAAGAGUCCAUUUUGGCGAAGUGACGACUGCGCCAGAAAUUAAUAGAUUUUCAAUGGGUUCCGAAACUGCGAGAGAGGGAAGUACCUCGCCCGCAUCCACCCUGAAACCCUCAUGGAGCAGCAAAAUCAAAUCCUUUGCCAUCGGCGAGGCUUCCCCACCUCAAUCUGGUAAUUUUGUGAAAGCAUCUGUGAGCGAUAAGAAAAAAUUCUUUGAGAAUGCUAUGGAAGAAAGUCACAAAUCAUCACCCAAGCCAGAGAAAGUAUUCACAUUCUUAUCAGCGGAUGAGGUGGAGAAAUUGAAGCAGGAAGAGGAGCGGAAAAUGGCGACGCUGUCCCGAGCUGAGCUCGCCUCGUGGUCACCCGACCGCCAGAGUGGAGACAGCGAGCAUUCAGACGAUGAACCGUAUGAGAACGGACAUAGCGUUUCGUUGGGUGGUGUUUCCCCAUCAGCGAAAUCUCAGCGUCGUGCGGGACGCGAUGGUUUAGACGCUGAGGCUCGCGCAGCACGACGAGCAGCCUGGCGAGCCGCCCGUCUCCGCUCGCUAGAACAGGACGCGAUUGAAUCACAAAAAGCAAUUAAAAGCAUGGUGGGUCCAGCGCAUGAAAUCAUAGGAGAGGUGCCGCCAAGGGAUAAUUCUCCUUCCGAGAAAUGGCCCCUGCCUCGUAUCGCGUUACGUACAAAGCCGGGGCCAAUACUGGCUGUGAAGGAGAAGGAAAAGUUGUUAGACGAGCGAAUAACACUACGAACUGAGGAAUACGUCUGUCCGGCUACCGGCGAGACUAAAGUGCGAACCGUCGAGUACAUUGAGAAAGUUAUUGAGAAAGAGGUGGAGACGACUCAAGAGAAGAUAAUAUCAUUGGAAUUAACAACGAGUCCAAGUAGUGAGACGGCACCGGAUUUAGAAUUGGGAGCUAAUCUGGAGGCUGAAGAAUCUGGGGAGAAUUCCCUUCAGCCAGAUAUCAUACAAGUGGUGAAUCCCAUACUCGAUGGCGGAGCUGGUCACGUGACCUCCAUACCCGUAGGCCCCGCCCACAGGCUCACCUACACAGAUAAACAGUAA
Molecule: messenger RNA, 6804 nt
Organism: Danaus chrysippus (African queen)
Lineage: Eukaryota; Metazoa; Arthropoda; Insecta; Lepidoptera; Nymphalidae
Source: the annotation of a GenBank genome assembly